AAUGCCAGGAUUGUGGGAAGGCUUUCGCCCAGGCAAACCUUCUCAGGAAUCACAUGACUGUUCACUCUGGUGAGAGAAAGUUCUCCUGCUCCCAAUGUGACAAGCGGUAUGCAUACAGGGGUAGUCUGGAGCUUCACCUGCGCGUACAUUCAGGGGAGAGACCUUUCAAAUGUACGGUGUGUGGUAAAGACUUUGCUGACAAAUGUUAUCUGAAAACGCACCUGAAUAUACACAACAACCAGAAAAACUACCAUUGUGGGGUUUGUGGGCGCAAGUUCAUAAGGCUUGGGUUGUUGAAGUUACACAUGCGCUCACACACCGGGGAGAGGCCCUACCACUGUACAGUGUGCGACAAUAAGUUUUUUAGACUCUCACACCUGAAGAACCAUCAUCUCACUCACACAGGUGAGAAACCAUACACCUGCACCGAGUGCGGUAAAAGCUUCACUCAGUCUGGAGAUCUGGCCAAACACAAGCGCUUCCACACUGGGGAAAGGCCAUUUGAAUGUUCUGAAUGCCACAGACGGUUUAUCUGUUCAGGUUCUCUGACCCUGCACAUGAGGACCCACACUCACCGUGAUGUAAAGCCAUACUCCUGCCAAGAGUGUGGGAAGAGCUUUUAUGAACAGAGUCACGUUAAAGUCCACAUGAAAAUCCACAAGGGGAAACCGUAUUCCUGCCCCCACUGCUUUUUUUACUUUGCUCGCAAGAGCAACCUCUCCAAUCACCUGCCUAGAUGUCCUAAACGUAAAUGAGUUAAACCUAUGAAUGAAUAGGAGGGGGAUUCGUUCCCUUCAGUGAUCGAUGCUUGACAACAGAUGCAAACAAUGUACCCCUACUAUGUAUAGUAACUCCAUAUCACAGAAUCUACCUAUGAUAACACAAUGUCUUUAGUAAUAGUCAAAUUUGUUCACAUACAGUACCAGUCAAAAGUUUGGACACCAACUCAUUCAAGGGUUUUGCUUUAUUUUUACUAU
Messenger RNA from Coregonus clupeaformis (lake whitefish), 977 nucleotides. Its product is annotated as gastrula zinc finger protein XlCGF67.1-like. NCBI's taxonomy places the organism in Eukaryota, Metazoa, Chordata, Actinopteri, Salmoniformes, Salmonidae. The transcript has a single exon. Gene Ontology annotation, biological process: regulation of transcription by RNA polymerase II. The record is from RefSeq and is a predicted model, not a curated record. Gene Ontology annotation, molecular function: DNA-binding transcription factor activity; RNA polymerase II cis-regulatory region sequence-specific DNA binding. The coding region runs from base 54 to 755 and encodes 233 amino acids.